AAAACGUUAUCAUGGAAACGUGAAUUCGUGCAUUCGCGAUUAGAAAUUUGUUUAUCAACUUGUCAAGUUUUUGUUUUUUCAACGUGUCCAAAACUAUAUUCCUCAUUCGUUUCCAGUUUGCAUUUAAAAGAAGUUCGCAGUCCACGUAACGAAUAAAUAAAAGCGGAAAGAACUCGAAUAACUUCGAUUAAAACCUAAAAAUGGUACAACAAGAGAACCAACCGGAAACUCCAACAACCCCACCGACUCCAAUUCCAAUUAAAAACCUUGCGAAAGGAGUCGAAGAAGGUCGUUAUCGUUUAGUAGGAUGGGCAAUAGACACAACUGGUCGUCGUUUAAUUGAUGAAAUCUGUCAAAUAGCUGCUUUUACACCGGAAUCGCAAUUUUCUCAAUACAUUAUGCCGUUCAGCGAUAUUCGUUUGAUUUACCGUAGACGACAUAGCAUCCGAGUCAUCAACAUGGGUCGUUAUAGAAUGUUAAAAGAUCUUCGUACAAACAAAUUUGUUAAAACCAAGAGUGAAAUUUCCGCGUUAACCGAUUUUUUGGUUUGGUUGGAACAAAUCAAAGGUGACGCAACUGAAGGGAUCAUCUUGCUGUUUCACGAUAUACAUAAAUACACGCCAGCGAUGUUGUUGGAGUCUAUGCGUAGACAUCAUUUGUCGGAACGUUUCGCUAAGGUGGUGAAAGGGUUUGCGAAUUGUUUCAAUAUUUCUCAGGAUAAAUGCGUAAAUACUACGAAGACGUUCAGUUUGAGGGUAAUGUCGAAGAUACUUUUAAAUAAAGAAGAAGAUAUUAGCAGUGCUGUUACUCGAGCUCAAUCUUGUUAUGAAAUUGUUGUUCAUUUGGGACAGAGUGAGGUACAAGAUUUAGAUUCGAAGGGUAGCGGCGAUUGCAAAGGAAGUGAAAGUCAUCUUAUUGAUAUGGUUAGACCAUACACAAAUCCCGUUCAAGCCGAAGAAGGCGAAAUUGUUAAAUUUAAGGUUUUGCUUGAUCGCCAAAACACAUUUAAACCCGUUUUUGGAGCUUUAUUAAGAGCUACAGCCACCGAACGUCAACACGCAAGUCAUAUGCGAAGAAUUUUGGCUGAAAAUAAUAUUGAUUACGACCAAUUAAGGACUGCUUUUGAUAAUAAUGCUAAAGAUGGUUUAGAAAAAGUUUUAAGGGAAAAUAUUGUUCAAUCAGAAGAAACAAAUGUUAAAGAGGAAGAAAUUAAAGAACUGUUAGAAAUUUUAGAUUGCUUCUUUGAUCCGGAAAAGAAAGCGGUUCAACCCAAACCACGUUUCUACGCGAAUCAUCACAACGGACCACGAAAACCGGGCAAUAAACAACGUGGAUUUGUAGAUAAAGAGAAUAAGGAUAAAAAUGCGAAUAUGAUGUCGGCGGUUGAUGAGAAGAAGCCUGAAAUUAAAACUGAAAUCAAAACUGAACUGCCAGAUGCGUCGCAAAUGGUUGAAGCUGAAGUAACAGUUUCAUCUGCUGUCGCAUGAAAAUGAUAGCUUUAAUAAGCAUUUUGUUAAUGUUAACGCAACGGUGCCUUUGUUAUUACAUAUACAUUUAAAAAUAGCAAUAUUUAUACUAUAACAAUUUGUGAAUUGUUAUAGAAUUGUUGAUUGUUUCUUAAUUUUUGAAUGAAUUUAUCUUUUAUUUUUUGUUGCAA
Onthophagus taurus is the source of this 1657-nucleotide messenger RNA. RefSeq names its product maternal protein exuperantia (gene exu). Gene Ontology annotation, molecular function: RNA binding; protein homodimerization activity. Gene Ontology annotation, biological process: bicoid mRNA localization. The record is from RefSeq and is a predicted model, not a curated record. NCBI's taxonomy places the organism in Eukaryota, Metazoa, Arthropoda, Insecta, Coleoptera, Scarabaeidae.